Gastrolobium bilobum is the source of this 3515-nucleotide messenger RNA. Its product is annotated as pentatricopeptide repeat-containing protein At4g01570. Bases 737 to 3097 code for a protein of 786 amino acids. The transcript has a single exon. Gene Ontology annotation, molecular function: protein binding. Lineage: Eukaryota; Viridiplantae; Streptophyta; Magnoliopsida; Fabales; Fabaceae. The record is from RefSeq and is a predicted model, not a curated record.
UAUGUUGAUCCAACUGUUAUAUUUAUUUGUAUCUUUGUAUGGUUAUGAUUCUCAUAAUCAUACAAAGAUGGAAAUAAAUAUAAAGUAUUAAAUAUGAAAAACUAUAACCAUACAAAGAUGGAAAUAGAUAUAACCGUUGAAUCAAUAUAAUCGAUCUAACGCUGAAGUUGAUUGAUAAUAAUCGAUCUAACACUAAUUAAUUGUUACAAUAUCCUACCCAUUGAUAAUAUCAGUAUCCUAACUAUUAGACUACAUAGGACAAAAUCACUUUAACACUACCAUCUGUCUGCACAUUGACGAUAAGAUAUUGAAUCAAGGAGUUACUUUUUGAGCAAAGGGAGAUGCACUCCCAGUCCCGUUAUCAUUCGGAGAAUAUAUCUUUUACCCUUUCAGAGACUACUUCAGCUUUCCUGUCACUGAUUUCAUUGGAAAAACAUGUCUUGUUUCUUCCAUGUUGGGGAAAGAUGCUUCCUGCUCAAUGCCAAUUAGAGACUGCUGUUCUUCUCGGGAUGAUUGUUAUUUGAAAUGUUGAUCCCAAAUUUUGUUAGGGUUCGUAAAACCAUAUAACAAGGUUUAUUUACUGGGAAAGAACGGAUCAAGAAAACAAGAAUUAAAAGAAUAGAUCGAUAAAUGAGAUUAUCUUCUGAUGAAAUUCAUCACCAUGAUUAGGUAAGAUAUUUGGAUGUAAGUAAAUAAAUAAAUAAAUAAAUUUCUUAAAAUCAGAGAUUGGAAUGCAAUGGGACAUGGGAUAAGAAUGACGGAAAAGAUGGGAGAGCUGCUCCUGGUGGCCUCCAUCACAAAGACUCUGUCCGAGUCAGGAACUCGGAACCUCACUCACUUUCAAUCCCUUAAACUCACCGAAUCCAUUAUCCUCAAAAUCCUUUCCAACCCAUCACUCCACCCUUCUAAGAAACUCGAUUUCUUCAACUGGACUCGUUCUUAUACUCAUACUGCUUCUGCUUCCGCUUACUCCACCAUCUUCCGCGCCGUGUGCCGCUCCGGCUACUUGAAUGAGGUCCCCUCUCUGCUCCGUUCCAUGAAGCAAGACGGCGUCGUUCUUGAUUCCCAUUCAUUCAAGCUCCUCCUCGAUGCUUUCAUCGUCUCCGAAAACUUCCAUUCAGCUCUCCAAAUCUUAGAUUACAUGGAAGACCUACAACUACUGGGCAACACCCUCAGUCCCAUCGUCUAUAACUCUCUUCUCAUUGCUUUGGUUAGAAAAAAUCAACUCUCUUUGGCCAUCUCCAUCUUCUUCAAGCUUCUUGAUGCUGAUGUUGAUGCUGAUGCUGAUGUUGAUCUUGAUGUUGGUCCCUGUUCUGUUGCUUGCAAUGAGUUGUUGGUUGCUCUUAGAAAAGCAGACAUGAAGGUUGAGUUUAAACAAGUGUUCCAAAGGCUGAGGGAGAAGAAAGGGUUUUCUUUUGAUACCUGGGGCUAUAAUAUAUGUAUUCAUGCAUUUGGUUGUUGGGGUGAUUUGGUUAACUCCUUAACCCUUUUCAAAGAGAUGAAGGAUAAGGAGUUGGUUGGCCCUGAUUUGUGCACCUAUAAUAGUCUCAUCACUGUGCUUUGCAAGGUUGGCAAGGUCAAAGAUGCACUCGUUGUGUGGGAGGAGCUCAAUGGGUCAGGUCAUGAACCUGAUCAGUUCACUUACACAAUCCUUAUUCAAGCUUGUUCCAAGACUUACAGAAUAGAGGAUGCAACCAGGAUGUUUUACCAGAUGCAGAAUAAUGGAUUUCGCCCUGAUACACUUGUUUAUAAUUCUCUGCUGGAUGGACUUUUCAAGGCCACCAAGGUUACGGAAGCCUGCCAACUGUUUGACAAAAUGGUUCAACAGGGGGUGAAAGCCUCCUGCUGGACAUUUAAUAUUCUCAUUCAUGGAUUGCUUAAGAACGGGAGACCAGAAGCUGCUUAUACUCUGUUCUGUGACCUCAAGAAGAAAGGCCAGUUUUUGGAUGGGAUUGCUUACAGCAUUAUUGUGCUGCAACUUUGUAAAGAGGGUCAACUGGAGGAGGCACUUCAAUUGGUCGAAGAAAUGGAAAGCAGAGGUUUUGCUGUUGACCUCGUUACCAUAACAUCACUCUUGAUUAGCAUUCAUAAACACAGUCGCUGGGACUGGACAGACAGGCUUAUGAAGCAUGUCAGGGAAGGUGAUCUGGUGCCCAGUGUUCUCAAGUGGAAGGCUGGAAUGGAAGCUUCUAUGAAGAAUCCACCUAGCAAGAAAAAGGAUCAUACGCCAUUUUUCCCUUCCAAAGGAGAUUUUAGCGAGAUCACGAGCUUUAUAACCCUUGAUUCUCAUGAUGCCAAAACUAAAGAUGAGGAUGAGGAUGAGGAGAAUUCCUGCGACCAUAUUGACGAGUGGUCAUCAUCUCCUCACAUGGAUAAAUUGGCCAAUCAAGUGAAGUCCACUGGCUUUUCUUCCCAGCUGUUUACUCCUACCCGUGGACAAAGAGUUCAAGAGAAAGGGCUAGAUUCUUUUGAUAUUGAUAUGGUGAAUACUUUCUUGUCUAUAUUUUUGGCCAAGGGAAAGUUGAGCUUGGCUUGCAAAUUGUUUGAGAUUUUCAGUGACGCAGGUGUAGAUCCUGUGAGUUAUACUUACAAUUCUAUCAUGAGCUCAUUUGUCAAAAAGGGCUACUUCACUGAGGCUCUGGCUAUUCUAACAGAAAUGGGAGAAAAGCUUUGCCCGGCUGAUAUAGCAACAUACAAUAUGAUAAUACAAGGUUUAGGAAAUAUAGGAAGAGCAGAUCUAGCCAGUGCUGUUCUUGAUAGGCUACUGAAGCAGGGUGGUUAUCUUGACAUAGUUAUGUACAACACUCUCAUUAAUGCUCUGGGGAAGGCAGGCCGAAUCGAUGAGGUGAAUAAGUUCUUUGAGCAAAUGAGGAGCAGUGGGAUAAAUCCUGAUGUUGUCACUUAUAAUACAUUAAUUGAAGUUCACAGCAAGGCAGGAAGAUUGAAGGAUGCUUAUAAAUUCUUAAAAAUGAUGCUGGAUGCUGGAUGCAGCCCUAACCAUGUUACAGACACAACUCUAGAUUAUCUGGGGAGGGAAAUUGAAAAAUUGAGAUAUCAAAGGGCAUCAAUUUUGAGUGAAAAAGAUGAUCCUUCUUGAGGGGAUAAAGUUGGGUAUAACUAAAGUGCGGUAUAAGAUUCUAGCAGUCUAUGAAAUUGGAGUUUGUAAAAUAGUUUUUUAAUUAUCUGCAAGCUGUGGUCUGCUUCUGUUCCUGUGAUCACAGACAGAGUAUUUGGAUGUUAUGAAAUUGCAGCGAGAAGCUCACAGAUACUAAUUCAGGAACAUUCACAGAUUCAACCCAAAUGUGUCAUGCAUGUUGGAAGUCUGAAAUCGGUGCAUUGCUAGGCAUUAUGAAAGUUCAAACCUGGAUGCUUAAUUAAGGAAUUACGAAGUCUUGAAUAAUGUAACUUGAGAACAAAACAAAAAGGAACCGUUUAACCACUAAAUCAUGUGGGUCCUAUUGAAAAAAUAAAAUAAAGGUGUGGAUCCUAUUUUUGUGUGUCUAUAACAUGAAUAC